UGUACGUAGACCAUACACCUCUAAACGCACUUGCUUGUCGUACUGAAGGCAGGUCUGGUAUGGUUCAUAAAUAUGCUGUCCUUGCCCCUUUUAAACCUUGUCCGAAAUAAGGAGAAUUGUUGGAGAUUGAUCACACACUUUAAGUAUCUGCAUACUAGAAGCAGGACAUGGUUGGUUAACGGCAGCACUCCUUGGACGAUUCGUUCCAGGGGACAGAAUUGUGGUCUCAUGUCCCAGCGGCAGGUCCCUACGGGGCAACUGAAAGCAGCGAACAUGUGCACCGGCUCCUGUAGUGACGAAGAUAAGACCAGCUGGCUCUGGUCCGUUUACAAUGAAACCAAAAAGCAAACAGAAGAUUUAAUCCCUAUCAUAUCAAACAAUUUUGUGAACCCCGACACCAUCUUUGCAAAUAAUGAGAUGAGUCUGCAGGACAUAGAGAUCUAUGGUUUUGACUAUGACUACACCUUGGCUUUUUACUCCAGUCACCUACACACCCUGAUUUUCAGCAUCGCCCGGGACAUCCUCAUCCAGGAACACCGAUAUCCUGAGGGAUUGAGGGAGUAUGAGUACAUCCCUAAUUUUGUGAUUCGUGGUCUGCACUAUGACGUUCAAAAGGCCUUACUGAUGAAGAUUGAUGCCUUUCAUUAUAUCCAGCUGGGUACAGUGUACAGGGGUCUUAAUCCUGUGCCAGAUAAGGAGGUCAAUGCUAUGUAUGAGGGUUCCCAUGUACCUCUUGAGAUCAUGAGUGACUACUAUGGCAAGAGUUCUCACGGUCACACAAUGAAGCAGUUCAUGGAUAUCUUCUCCCUGCCAGAAAUGACACUACUCUGCUGCGUUAUUGACUACUUCAUGAAGCACAAUAUCGACUACGAACCUGUUCAUCUUUAUAAAGACGUCAAGGAGGCAAUAGGAGAUGUCCACGUCAAAGGGAUCAUGUAUCGAGCGGUAGAGGCUGAAAUUGAGAAGUAUGUCUGUUACGCUGAACAGACACAUGCUGUUUUACAGAAGCUGUCUAAGAAUGGAAAGAAGAUGUUUUUGAUCACCAACAGCCCAUUUGAUUUUGUAGAUCGUGGCAUGAACUACAUAGUUGGAAAAGACUGGCAGGACCUGUUUGAUGUUGUCAUAGUGCAGGCUGACAAGCCAGGCUUUUUCAACGACAGGAGGAAACCAUUCAGACGGGUUACUGAUAGAGGUGUGUUGUUAUGGGACAGGAUUCACCACCUUGAGAAAGGGCAUAUCUAUAAACAAGGAAAUCUGUAUGAGUUUUUGCGGCUUACAGGCUGGAGGGGCUCAAAGGUCUUGUACUUUGGAGAUCACAUUUAUAGUGACCUUGCAGACCUAACUUUGAAACAUGGUUGGAGAACAGGAGCCAUCAUUCCUGAACUACGAAAGGAGAUUAAAAUCAUGAACACUGAGGAAUACGUCCACACUAUGACCUGGCUGCAGGCCCUGACUGGGCUGUUGGAACAAAUGCAGGUGCACAGAGAUCCUGUGUCACAAACAGUGAUUCAGCAAUGGAUCAAUGAAAGGGAGGAUAUGAGGUUACUGACCAAAGACAUCUUUAAUGGCCAGUUCGGGAGUCUUUUUCGUGCAUACCACAACCCGACCUACUUCUCGCGCCGCCUCUCACGGUUCGCUGAUAUCUACAUGGCUUCCCUCAGCUGUCUGCUGAACUAUGACCUCCAGCACACCUUCUACCCCAGACGCACCCCCCUGCAACAUGAGUCGCCUAUCUGGCCGGAGCAAACCAGCACCGGAGCCAUGAACAUCCCCUUCCAGAGCCACAGGACAAAGACUGGAUCAGAAUAGAGAGACUUAGAGAGAUAGUUUACCCAACGAUUUAAUUUGUCAUCAUUUAUUCACCUCUUGUCAUUCCAAACCCGUAUGACUAUGUCUCAGUCACUGUCCCCUUUCAUUGUAUGGAAAAAAAUCUGAUUAACAUUGAAUGAGUUUGGAACAUUUUAGGGGUGAGUAAAUGAUUACAGAAUUUUUCAUUUUGGGUGAACCAUCCCUUUAAUUGAAAGAUGCUUUAUUUUGUUUGUACCACAGAACAACUAUUAUAUGUGUUUUAAUAGAUCAGGCAUCAUACAUCAAACUUAAAGUAUAUUAUCAAUGUUCUGGAGUGGCUUGCAUCUGUGUAUUUUGGGUUAGGCGUGACUACGUUGCUCAAAUGUGUAAUAUCUGCAUUAUGUAAUGUUUUCUUAUGAUGAGGUAAAUCCAGAUUUGCUACAUUUUGUAUAUUACUCAAACGGUUGCACACAUUUGUCGAACUCAAAGGGACAAAAAUGGCAAAUCUGUCAUCUCAUGUCACUAAAAACAGAAAAUCUCAGAAUUCGUUGAGCCAAUGUUGCCAUGUUGGGCUGGUUGGUAUGGGAUAGGAGAAAGGAAUUAUACACUUCAUCUUUAAGGGUGAGUUAAGGAUGACAGAUUUGCCAUUUCUUGGUGAACUUGCAUUUGAAGAAUUAGAUUCAACUAUUAAAUGGAAUAAACGGUCAAUGUUUUAUUUUUAUAUUUGAAGUUCUCUUGAUACCAUGUUAAACAGAUGGGGAUUAACUGCCUAUACAUGGACACAAGCGUAUUUAAAUUUGUUUUAGCUGAUAAUGUGCCUCAUAUAGUUUAGAUUAUUUAUAGUCUAUAUUUGUUGAAGUUGAAGUACUGUAGUUUUGUUGUCGUCAUUGGCCUUCAUACAUCCACCUCCAAUAUCUUUAUUGAAAGAAGGGAGUGAACACUUGAAGUCACACAAGCCAGACUCCUUUUCUUGAGUACUUUACCUGUUGAAGAGCAAAAUAUGAAGUCCCCUUUGAGCUGACCUUUGACCUUUCCAAAAAUAAAAGCACAGGUUUCUGAUUUCUGAGCCAACUGGAUCAGAUUUUAGAUUGAUAAUGAAGAGAAACAUCUAUUAGAACCAAAGGGGAAACUCAGGAAGACUGGCAGGUACUAAAUAUACAGUAUAUGUAUAAAUAUACACAGUAUAUCUUGAAAGGAUUUCGACAAUUUCAGUGUUCAAUGUUUUAAAAGCCUUACAUACUGUGUUUUUUCAAUAUAUGACAAUAAUAUAUGUUUCUAUCAAAAGGUACACAUUGUGUGAUAUUUUAGAAACUACAAUUAUAGCAGAAUGUUAUAGGUUGUACAGGUCAUGUAACUCUUAAAGUGAACUCUUAUUUAACAUAAUGGCUUUUAAAAGGAUAGUUCAUCCAAUAAAUGAUCAUUUACUCACCCUCAUGCAUCCCAGAUGUGUAUGACUUUCUGUCUUCUGCUCAACACAAAGAUUUCUAGAAGAAUAUUUCAGCUCUGUUGGUUCAUAAAAUGCAAGUGAAUGGUUACCAAAAUGUUGAAGCUCCACAAAGCACAUAAAGGCAGUAUGAAAGUAAUCCAUACGACUCCAGUGGUUAAAUCCAUGUCUUCAGAAGUGAUAUGAUAGGUGUGGGUUUAAAAACAGAUCAAUAUUCAAGUUGUUUUUAACUAUAAAUCUUCACUUUUGCUUCCAUGUUCUUUUGUUUGUUUUUUGGUGAUUCGCAUUCUUUGUGCAUAUCACCACCUACUGGGCAGGGAGAAGAAUUUAUAGUAAAAAGGACUCAAAUAUUAAUCUGUUUCACCCACAUAACAUCACUUCUGAAGACAUGGAUUUAACUACAAUGCAGUAUGGACCUACAGAGCUGAAAUAUUCUUCUAAAGAUCUUAAUUUGUGUUUGCAGAAGAAAGUAAGUCAUACAUCUCUGGGAUGGCAUGAGGGUGAGUAAAUAAUGAGAGAAUUUUCCUUUUUAGGUGAACCAUCCCUUAAAGGCACUACUUCCUGCAUGGUAAAUAAUAGAUUUUUUUUUAAACUUUUAUCAUUUUAAAUUUCACUGUAUUUAAAUGAACAAUUUGAUCAUGCUGUAAAGACACUAUCAUUGGAUGUAUCAUGCUUUAAUGACAUUUGAGUGUAGUUUUCUGUCUACUUACAGUGAAUAGAAUGAGCGAAUAUGACUUUGCCAGUUUUUUUUUUUUACACUUACGCCUUUAAUAAUUAUUGUCAGCAUUGUUUAAACUGAUAUGUAUUUUUAUUUCGUGUUAAUCUUUUUUUUGAAGUGUAUUUGUGAUAUUUAUUACAAAUUCUAUCAAAAUAAUUAUUUGUCUCUGCAUUAUUAUUUUGUAAUGGUUUGUUAUGUGCUAAUGAUAGUA
Xyrauchen texanus (razorback sucker) is the source of this 4161-nucleotide messenger RNA. It is a transcript of the gene nt5dc3, whose product is annotated as 5'-nucleotidase domain containing 3. The transcript is spliced from 14 exons. The coding region runs from base 73 to 1809 and encodes 578 amino acids. Gene Ontology annotation, molecular function: 5'-nucleotidase activity. The record is from RefSeq and is a predicted model, not a curated record. NCBI's taxonomy places the organism in Eukaryota, Metazoa, Chordata, Actinopteri, Cypriniformes, Catostomidae.